Messenger RNA from Orbilia oligospora ATCC 24927, 3231 nucleotides. RefSeq lists its product as uncharacterized. Lineage: Eukaryota; Fungi; Ascomycota; Orbiliomycetes; Orbiliales; Orbiliaceae. The coding region runs from base 1 to 3231 and encodes 1076 amino acids. Gene Ontology annotation, biological process: proteasome-mediated ubiquitin-dependent protein catabolic process. Gene Ontology annotation, cellular component: GID complex. The record is from RefSeq and is a predicted model, not a curated record. The transcript has 2 exons.
AUGGCUCUAGGCUCUCAUAUCAGCUGUUCACACGUCCUCCAGGCCAUCCAGGCGCCUCUCACUAGGCAGGAGACUCUCCAUUCUCUAAAGCACAUCAUCCUCGGUCAUCACGAGCAGAAGCUGGAGUAUGUCCAAGCCGGUCUCGUUGAUGUUUUGCUUCAGAUCCUCGAUGACGAACCGGGCUAUCGUCAAACUAAAACGAAGAAAACCCCCGUAGUCGAGACCGAUGUCAUCAUCAUCCUUGGGAGUCUCGCGCGAGGCGGGUCUGUUUUUCUAACCCUGGGCCAGCUUGAAAGAUUUAUACCGCGACUUCUCGACCUUCUAGAAUCGCAUAUGUCGCAUACGUCACUCCUUGAGGCAUCACUCCGAGCUCUCAAUUGUAUCCUAUCGCUUCCGAUCGCGAGCCAAAGUCCCGAAAUCAUUUCUAUAGUACACAGCCACCCUUCUACACUACGUUCGAUAUUCAAUGUACUUUACAAUUCCACUUCUUGUCGUGACCUCGCGGCCUACCAAGCUACUCUCUUUAUACCCAAAACGUGUACAAACACCGAUAAUCGAUGGCAGGAAUCGAUGAUCGAAUCCGGCAUAUUGCCUGCUUUGAUAAAGAGAUUGUCGGUUCUUGUUUACACCAUCCAAGCCUCUCGCCCAGGGAAGGGAAUUGGACUUUUGAAACUCGGACCCAAAGCGAAUACAGACCGAAGCUCCUUGUCCAAAAGCUCCAGCACCGUCUCAUUACGACACCGACAGAAUUUAGGAAGGGUUUAUGAAAAACUUUCCACUGGUGGCGAGCGAUUUUCGAUACCUCCCGCCUCCCACGUGUCGAGCCUCUUAGGCGCAAUUGCAUCCAUAAUUCGAGGGAGCAAAUUUAGGGCUGACCAGUGCUUAUUUGCCAGCUGCAUUACGAAUAUUUUAGGCGAAGAAGCACCGCUGGAGGAACACCGACCACCACCUAUGUGGAAAGACUCAAAGGUAUCCGAUGAUACCCAAGGGGGGAGUCAAUCCAGCGGAUAUCAAUAUGCGGGCCAGGAUUUCCCGCCUCUGUCGCCAAAUUCAGAGAGGCAUCCUCAAACCCGGUCUAGCUCGUCGGUGAAUGCAUUACAGUCGUCGCACAGCGCCACAGAACACUCACUCGAGCACGAAAGAAUAAAGAUUCCACAAAUAUCGGAACUCAGGUUCGUUGGAGAGAGAGACGAUGACCCGGAAUCGCCGUUGAUUCAAUGGUUAAUAUCAUAUAUUCGGCAUGAGGAAGAUUCUCUUGCGAGGCUUACCUCCAUUAGUCUACUCACUGACUUUGUGAAGGCGGGUUGUGUUUCUAAGCGUAGAGUUAAAAAACUAGGGUGUUUGAUUGUUCCUAUGCUAGUCAGGUAUCUAGAUGAGAUUGACACUAGUACAGUGACUAUCACAAAGGUUUAUGAGCAAGGAUUCCAAGCUCAAGAGAUGGAGUGGUCGAUUCGAGAGCAAGCCCCCGCGAUCCUUGCCACCUUGUUGACGGACCACCAACGCCUUCAAACAGCGGCUGUAGAGGCCGGUGCUAUAAAACGGCUUACAGGUAUGCUAAAACGGGCAUUCGACGCGAUCCCUGGCUCGGACGAGGGCGAAGACCUGGAUAGUCAUGAAAGUUUAUGGAGGGAGAAGGUGCGAGCGCACCAAAUUAAAGUGAGGGAGGGGACCUUGCGGGCUCUGGCGGCCAUUGCGCUCUUUGAAGAUGAUCACCGAAAAAAAAUUAUUGAGAGCGGUGCUCUGGGUUUUAUCGUCGGGAGUCUGACUCCAGAAAUGUCAGCGGAACCCCUUGGAACUAGAAACGACAGUGAUUUAGUCAUGAGUGGUACACAGGAUCCAGCCCCCCUUGGUAUUCAACUCCCGACGAUCUCGGAAAACGACUCGGGGUCGUCCUUUACAGUCCCGGAGACGUCGAGGACUGGGAAUCCUAUCUCUGUGCUAAUCGCUGCUACAAAUGUCGUCAGAUCUCUAUCCAGGUCUGUGAAUGUGCUUAGCACGUCUCUCAUAGACUGGCAUGUUUCGGAACCAUUGUUCAGCUUGCUGUCACAUCGAUCCAUCCAAGUCCAGAUUGCGGCUACUGCUGCCCUCUGUAAUCUUGUAAUGGAGUUCAGUCCAUUACGAAAAAAGCUAGAAGAACAAGGGAUCGUCAAAGCACUUGGUAACUUUGUGAAGUCUGAUAGUGGGAAUGUAUGUGCAUACGAUCGACAUGGCAACUCAAUCGGGGAGUUCGACCCUGAAAGGGAGUCAUUGCGCUUGAAUGCCAUAUGGGCUCUGAAGCAUCUCGUUCUGAAGCAAGAUGAGACUGUUGUUCUUAGCUGCUUAUCGGCAUUCGGUACUACCUGGCUUCUAGAACAAUUAGCAAUCGAGGAUCAUAAUCUAGAUCAUGGCACCAAGCCUGCACUAGAAGACAAUUCGGAUGAAGGGCGACAGAUACUCAAAUCGCAGAGCGAUCUGUUUUCUCCAAGGGUUAUCGACCGCCUCGUUCUCAAUUACGCAACCCCGAAGCCUGAAGACCUCCGUAGGACAGCACUUGUUGAGUUCCAGGAGCAGGCCCUGGAUUUCUUCCGCAACAUCAUGGCGGGCCCAAACGCUAGUUCAACAUUUAGACAUAUUCUAAGAGACACUCAAAAUAUGGAAGUUCCUACCACUCCUAUUUGCCCAUACGACGAACGCCCUAACACCCCUCUCCCCGAGACCCCAAUUAAUCACCGAACACCAUUCUAUGACGUUCUUACUGAGAAAUUGAAAUCCAAACCAGGAGAAAAGAUCGUUUUGGCAAUUAUAUACGUUCUUGUUCAUAUUGGUGCCUGUGCGGAACAUCGAGCAACGUUAAUUGAGCAGUCUUCGCUGUUCCACGAACUUAUCAAGCUUUUCGAGCUACAGGUCGACCAGAUUAGGAUUGGGCUGAGCUGGUUGGCUAUCAAUCUAACCUGGAAGGAAAACGGGGUCAAUAGUCCGGAUUUUACCCGCCGAGUUCAGAAGCUCCGAGAGUAUAGAUACGUUCAUAUGCUGGAGUGGCUAAAGAGUGGGGGUGUCGGGGAAUCGGACCACCUUAACAGGAGGGGCAGUUCCAGCCGUAGCCUCGGCGAAACUACCAUCGAUAUGGAAGAUGUUCCUAUAGUUAGAAAUUCUGAUGGCGAAGUAGUUCGCACCGGGCCCUCUAGCGUCAAUAUGAGUCUCGACCUCAGAGAACGAUGCAGGCAAGCCCUCGCCCAAAUAAAUGAUGUAUAG